Molecule: messenger RNA, 225 nt
Organism: Parnassius apollo (apollo)
Lineage: Eukaryota; Metazoa; Arthropoda; Insecta; Lepidoptera; Papilionidae
Source: the annotation of a GenBank genome assembly
AUGCUGCAGUACAUGCGGUAUUUACUUUGCACCUAUCACAAGAUCAGCAGAGCUCCUGCAGAGCUCAGGCGAGCAGCCCACAAGCAAGCGCGUAUGUUCCGCAAAGUGCGACCCUCACGGAUUGUCACUAAUGCUAAUGAGUUACUGCGCGCAAGCGCAGAGUGGCUAGAUCAGAACGAAGUUGAAGGAGCAGAUGAUUUUACUGAAAAUCAUAUGGAUAUGUAG